CAACCAACCAUAUAUGCACUUUCCACUAAAUUAGGCAGAGCAGCCAUUGGGGUUAUCAGGGUCUCCGGUCCGGAAUCGAAAUAUGUAUUCAACAAGUUGACAAAUACAAAAACUCAACCAAAGCAUAGGGUAGCCAGCGUUCGUAAGCUCUAUUCUCCUAAAUCGGGAAUCUUGUUGGACGAAGCAUUAACAUUAUUCUUCAAUUCUCCCAACACGUAUACUGGGGAAGACUUGCUCGAGCUUCAUUUGCAUGGUGGAACUGCAAUCAUAAAGUCAGUUCUAGCAGCUAUUAAGGAACUACACGAUCCCAAGAAAGGAAUAAAUAUCAGAUACGCUGAGAAUGGUGAGUUUUCCCUGAGAGCGUUCGUCAACGGGCGCUUCGAUCUAACAGAAAUAGAAGGAAUACGAGACAUGAUAGACGCCGAAACGGAAACCCAAAGAAUAGCAUCGUUAUCUUCUUUAACAGGAAACACCAAAGAACUAUUUCUGCAAUGGAGAGUAGGGAUUUUGAAUAAUAUCGCAUUGAUGACUACGUUGAUCGACUUUGGUGAAGACCACGAUCUCGAAGAAACAGCUCAAUUAUUCGACAACGUGGAAGAAAACAUCAAGAAACUAGAACAGGAGAUACACAAGUAUUUGCAGAAAGUCAGAUCGUCAGAGACUUUGCUUCGAGGAAUACGAAUGGUUCUCUUGGGCCCUCCAAAUGCAGGGAAAUCAUCAUUGCUUAACUUACUAGCAAACGAGGAUGCUGCCAUUGUCAGUGAUAUUGCGGGUACAACUAGAGAUAUCAUUGAUGUCCCACUUGAUAUUAACGGUUACAAGGUUGUCAUUGGAGAUACUGCUGGUAUCAGAGAUACAGAAUCGGCAGACAAGAUCGAGAUAGAAGGCAUGAAAAGAGCGAUUGCCAAAUCUUACAAUUGCGACCUUAUCUUAGCGGUUCUUCCAUUUGAAACUGACAACAAGUCAGAUCUCCAUCAGCUCAUCAGCCACUUACUGUCAUUACGAGAAUUGAAUAGACCAGUUUUAGUAGUAUUGAAUAAAGAGGAUCUCAUUAAAAAUCUCGGAGAAAAACAGGAAUUGCUUAAAUAUUUCUCAGAGAAACUACAGAUCAGCCCGGAAUACUUUCAUGUCGUGUCUUGUUUGACAGGAGGUGGGAUUAAUUCCUUAAAGAGCGCUCUCAGUCACACUUUCAGAGCAAUUACUUCUUCAGAAACUACUGAUCCUAUUAUAAUAUCGUCUCGUGCACAAGAUUUAUUGGAGAACGAUGUUUUGCAAGGUUUUGAAGAUUUCUGUUCUUGGAAAGCACGAGAUGACGUUGUGUUGGCCACAGAAAGUUUGAAACAAUCCGUAGAAGGAAUAGGAAAAAUUACUGGCGAUGCUAUCGGCGUGGAAGAGAUUCUUGGAGUAGUCUUUUCAAGUUUUUGCAUAGGCAAAUAG
Molecule: messenger RNA, 1437 nt
Organism: Scheffersomyces stipitis CBS 6054
Lineage: Eukaryota; Fungi; Ascomycota; Pichiomycetes; Serinales; Debaryomycetaceae
Exons: 1
Biological process (GO): tRNA methylation; tRNA wobble uridine modification
Cellular component (GO): cytoplasm; mitochondrion
Molecular function (GO): GTPase activity; GTP binding; protein binding
Source: RefSeq, a predicted model, not a curated record